Plasmodium reichenowi is the source of this 1131-nucleotide messenger RNA. Its product is annotated as serine/threonine protein kinase, putative. The record is from RefSeq and is a predicted model, not a curated record. The coding region runs from base 1 to 1131 and encodes 376 amino acids. The transcript is spliced from 9 exons. Lineage: Eukaryota; Apicomplexa; Aconoidasida; Haemosporida; Plasmodiidae. Gene Ontology annotation, molecular function: ATP binding; protein serine/threonine kinase activity. Gene Ontology annotation, biological process: autophagy; peptidyl-serine phosphorylation. Gene Ontology annotation, cellular component: cytoplasm.
AUGGGGUCAACAAUAAGUAAAAGAAAAAACAAUACAGAUAAAAAUGUGAAGGACGAAUCAGUUGAAAAUAAAAGGCAAAAAAAAAACGAGGAAAAUGAUUCAAAUUUAGAAUUUAUUAAAAAAUAUAAAAUAAUUAAUAAGAUUGGAGAUGGUAAUUUUUCCAAAGUAUUUUGUUGUCGAGGAGAGAAUAAAAAAAAAUGUGCAAUGAAGCUGAUGUGCUGUCCACUGAAAAAAACAUCUCAUUAUAAUUGCUUUAAGAGAGAAUUAUUUAUUAUGAAAACGAUAAAUAAUAAACAUCCAUACAUUGUAAAAAUACUUGAUUAUCAUGAGAAAAUAUGGAAAAAAUAUUAUAUUGUAAAAUUAAUACUGGAAUAUUGUGAAGGAGGGAAUUUAUUUGAGUAUAUAAAAAUUAAUGGUAGUUGUACACACUCUGAAGCUAGAGUUAUAAUAAUAAAAUUAACAAAAACAAUUCAAUAUAUAAAUUCAUUGAAAAUUAUGCAUAGAGAUAUUAAACCAGAAAAUAUUUUACUUCGAACAAAAGAUAAUAUAAAAAGUGUAGUCCUUUCAGAUUUCGGUCUAGCCAAAAUAACUCCCUCAAAUCAGUCUGUUGUUAAAAGUAGAUCUGUUUGUGGUAGUGACUUUUAUUUGGCACCCGAAAUUAUAAAGAAUAAAGAAUAUGGAAUAAAGAUCGAUAUAUGGAGUUUGGGAGUUUUAAUAUUUUUUAUUAUAACUGGAAAAGUACCCUUUACUGGAAAAAAUGCUAAUGAAUUAUAUAACAACAUACUUAAAGCAAAUAUACCUGAACUAUUAUCAAAAGAAAAAUCUUUAAAUAUUCAACCUGGAUUAAAAAAUUUAUUAGAAAAUAUUUUGGUCCAUGAUCCGGAUCAAAGAUUUAGUUGUGCUGACAUUUUAAAUCAUAGAUGGAUAAGAGGAACUCUUACAAGCUGUGAAUUUAAAAUAUUUAAUUCCGCAUCAUAUAUAAAAAAACUAAGAUUGGAUAAGAAAAAAGCUAGUUAUGAUGAAGAAGCUAAGGAUAACCAAAUAAAAGAUAAGUCUUUUGAAAAUGAAAAAGAUUCAUUUGCUAAUAAAAAAAAAAGAUAUACUUUCUUUUUAAAAAAAAUAACGAAUUAA